Bolinopsis microptera is the source of this 4857-nucleotide messenger RNA. Its product is annotated as hemicentin-1-like. Lineage: Eukaryota; Metazoa; Ctenophora; Tentaculata; Lobata; Bolinopsidae. Gene Ontology annotation, molecular function: cell-cell adhesion mediator activity. The transcript is spliced from 13 exons. Gene Ontology annotation, cellular component: plasma membrane; axon. Gene Ontology annotation, biological process: homophilic cell-cell adhesion; dendrite self-avoidance; axon guidance. Bases 2007 to 4205 code for a protein of 732 amino acids. The record is from RefSeq and is a predicted model, not a curated record.
CUUCAUACCUCGCUUGUACUCGAGCAUUUCUUCCAUACGUUUUACAAUUCCCGUUUGCUUUUCUCCUUUUCAUAACACAUUUUAUGCACAUCUGUGAAGGAGUCCACUAUCUGAGCGACCUUCCUGAACCCGAACUACUGUUACUCAAUUACCACAACUACAUACUGUGCGAAUUGUAGUGCGGCCAGAACUUCGUUAUCAUAAGAACUUACCGUUUUUAUAAAUGGUAUUCAUAGAAAUGAUUCACUUUAUCAUAAUGCAGACUGCAGACACACUAGUUUGCUUGUAUACUUUCGAGAUUUGGUGAUGAGGUUGGCGGCGAACAUUUGUGGUGUAGGAAAUACAGCAGUGUUGCGGCAGAUAGCAAUAACCACUAGUAGAACUACUAGUAGUACAAUGCGAUGAUUCGUGCGUAGAACUCUUUUUCACAAUUUAUUUCACUACUUUGUCCGUAUCCAGUAUCCGCUAUAUUUCUUUGUUUUUAUUCAUUUUAUUUCUUUGUUCAUGUUGACUAUCGAGAAUUACUUUGAUUGGAAGUGAUGAUUUUUAGCAGCUAAGUGUCUGCUACUCCGUUCUUCUCUUCUAUAGGGUAAUACCUGAUAACUCAUGCUAGUCUCGAGUAGGUCAGUUGAUUACUCAUCAACCCUCCAUUAUCUAAACAUGGUGCACUGAGAAGCCCUCUGAAGCUCCUCCUGUAGGCAGAUAUACAUGAACAUACCUACCUUUUCAUAUGAAGAAGACCAAAUAGCACAAUCAAAUCAGGCUGGCUAAGUGCACUACUGUUAUCAGAGUGGAUACGUUUACCAAACUCUCGAACUUUACCAUCUAGGUAUAAUAUCCUCAUUGCUCUGUAACAACACCUCUAUCUUUUUCCCAUUAGUAGAGAUAAGCAUUACUGUCAGCAUGCUUCUCACUAUUUGCUUAAAAGACUCUGAACGUUAAGGUUUUGUCAAUAACACCAUCUGUUUGAACUUGGGUCAUUGUUAGAUAUGAUUAUGUGUGAUAUGAACAUUCUCGUCAAUGACUUCCCCGCAAUUUUUGAAUCAAAUUACCAAUUGACGCAAUCCCCAAGCCAUGCAAACAGACAGAGCUGAGCGGAUGUCAACUGAUUCGUGGAGUCCCAUUAGCAUGCAAUAUGUUUUACAGAACAAGUAUCGAUAUGAGACGAUGAUUCUGUGUGCUGAUUGGCUGAGAGCAAUCAUAUGUAGCUUUUUGCAGGGUGUGAUUGGUUGGAUUGUAAGCUUUUAUUUUACAGCCAAUAUCAGCCUAUAAAUGGGAUUAAUAGCUUUAGGAGCCGUAAUAACCUUUGUCUCGCUGGAGGAAUGAGUUAUAUGAAAUUUAAGCUAUGAAUUUCGUAAAACUAUUCAUUAUGUAAAACUAUCGUAAUUUUCUACACCUUAAACCGUCAAGCUGCAUAUUCUCACACCCCCUAAAUCAUUAACCAUAUUUACAAAACAUUUAACUGCUUUUCAAUAACUUAACCAGCUAUAUACGUAUGUUACAAAUAUAUUUGAGACACAAAAACACCCAGACAUGGUGGACUAUGCUGGACACUGAUCUGACAGGUCUCGAUAUGUCCGAUAAUAGGCCCAGUGUCAGCCUACAUACCAUAUUUUAGGACCAAAAUGAAGGGGGACGUUAAUAUUUUACAAUUAUCCUCGCUUUACUUUCCUGUGAGCGUGAGGCAAGAAGCGCAUGCAAUAUUGGUGGCAUAAAGGCUCAAUUAUUAUAGCUAAAUAGUACGCUGAUUUAACCUUAUAAAGCUUUAAGGUCAACUGAAAACCAUAGCGUAUUGCUUUCUUUUGAAGUUUGAUUUCUGUUGCAGCUGAACGAUUUAAGGAUUUAUGUUUGCGCUUGAAACUCCCAACACCUUAUCGUGAAUUUGUCACGCACAUAUUUUGUUUUAAAGUAAAUGUUACAUCCGGUGUUUGGUAAACCUCUUAAUAAUAACCUUUCGUUUUUACCCAACUCACCUGGACUAACAAUAUCCUAUUUGAUAUAGCAGGAUGAUACUCCGAGGUACCGUGCUCCUACUUAUCCUGUCCACAGUACAGUGUAACAGUUACUGUUCGGGUGAUAUGCAGUGGGAAGAGGACGCUCCUAUAUGUAUUUCUACCUGUCCUCAGAGAUUUUACUAUCAGGAGUGUCCGAGCAGGACGAUAAGUAGAUGUGUGUGUCCCCGGGACAGACCCGUCCUGAAACGGGAACAUGAGACUGUGUGUGUUACAGCUAACAGUUGCGAGGAACCUGACUGGUUUAAACUUGGCCCUGCUGCGCUCAGGAACUUUAAAUUCUCUACGGAGCCGAAGAACCAGGUAAUAACAGCUGGACGGUCCUUGACUCUGUCGUGUUUCGUAAGUGCGGAGAAGCCGGUCCAGUACUACUGGUACAAGAUGUCCACUCUCCCCUCCGGGGACAUGACUAGUGAUGAUAACUUAUAUCUCGCAGGUUCAACGAGUAUCUCAAUAUCGAAUAUCAAAGUAUCAGAUGCUGGCUACUACCAAUGUAAAGCUAGGUCCCAGGACGGGUACUCUUUGUUGAGUAGAGUCAGCGAGGUCCUAGUCAAACACACCAGCUUCGACUCCACUGUCACCUCCUCGGAUGGUGUCGUCACCAACAAAGCUCGAGCUAUACUGAAGUGUAACAAGGCAAGUGCUUCAUAUCCACCUGCACAGAUACAGUGGACUAAAGAUGGGAACAGCAUCAGUGAAGCUGACGUCUUCAUGAACAGUAAAGUUGGACAAGGCAACUUCGGGGAUCUCUACAUUCUGAACGUGAAGGAGAACCAUGCAGGUGUAUAUAAAUGCAUUGCAAUAGUGAACGACCCUGAUGUUGGAGGAACCUUUGUUCUCUCCCAGAUUACUUUCAAGAUAAGAGGGUCACAGAACCAAGUCAGUGCUUCACCAGUAGCUUUGGAGGAUGCUAGUUAUGGUGAUAAGGUCAAGUUAGGAGAGGACGCCACACUCUAUUGCGGAGCUUACGGGUACCCACCAGCAGAAUACACAUGGGCUAAAGCAGCUUCUAUCCAACAAGCCUCCAGUAUCACCGGCUGUGGAGAGAAGACUUGUGUCGAGGACUAUGGUCGGAGACUGGUCAUAACAAAUGUGGAAGAGAGUGACUUUGGGGGGUAUUUCUGUCAGGUCAGGAACUCUGCUGGACUCAACUCUCUGGUGCUAACCUUGGAGGAGGAACCUAAAAGUUACGAGAUCAACUUUAAGGGCAUCACACCAUCGUACACUAUCACUCCUAACAGAUAUGAUACCUUCAACCUGACCUGUGCUGUAGAUAUCAUCUCCACUGAUGCGGUGUACAUUGGCUGGUACAAGGACGGUAAAAGUGUGUCAGGUAGCAACAGGAUCUACACAGAGGAUGUGGUCACCACUGAAUCCAGGAUCCGGAAGCUUGUCUUCAAGUAUCCUACUGAUGGGGAUCCGGGUCUAUACCAGUGCCUGGCGUACAAUUCCAAGGAGUUUGUCCAGGCUAGUACAGAUGUGGUCAUCAAGAGGUAUGAGGAAGAUAGUGAUGAGGUUAACACAGAGUUAUGGGAACCUGAUGCUCCCUUCGAGUUGAAGUUGUUCAAGGAAAAGAAAGGGAUCCAGGAUGCUCAUGCGGCCUGUCAAGCUUGGAAGCCUGGUGCUCAGCUAGUAUCCAUACUGGACAAUAAACAAAACGACCGGGUCUUCAGACUUUUACAGAAUAACACCAUCGAAAAAGCUUGGAUAGGAUUAACGGACGAGAGCAAGGAGGGAAAGUGGCAGUGGUUCACCUUGGAAGAGUCUACCAGGUUCAGCAACUGGAAACAGGACGAACCGGACAAUGAGGGCAAAACUGGCAGUGACUACGCUGUGAUGGACGUCGCUAAAGCUGGAAAGUGGGAGGAUAUGACGAAUACGGACAGCACGUUCCCGUACGUGUGCAAGUAUUACAACGCGUCCUGCCCUCUCCUGGACCAGGACGAGGAAUUUAAAGAGUACCCUGUUGCCUUCUACACUAAGAAAGCAGGUUCUAUAGGAGUGUUUGACACGGCUACAGUAUCGUGCAAGUCAGGCCAGACAGUGACACUGGUGUGUUCCCCCAGUGGGAAGUGGCAGUUCAGUCAGCCGACCGAGUGCGAGCCACAGGCUGCUAUCGGCGCUGCCGGCUCCUGCGCUCAUUGGAGUAUCAGUUUAAUAUUCAUCUCUUAUCUUCUAGCUGUUAUGAGGUAAUAAAAAUAGUCAAAAAGUAGACAUAUCAGACAGAGCAAGUGAGCUUAACAAAAAAUCAGAAAUCAGAAGAAAUCGAAUGCAAAGAUCAGAGCACAAAACGUUCAGAACGACGACUGUUCAUUUGGGCACAAGAUGGUCCAGAUUUUACUGAUUGGUAAUUUCAGUCGAGCAUUCCUGGAUUGAUGCAUUAUUUCUAGGGCACAAGACGGACAAACUGGAUUGAUAAUAUUGUGGUUACUUUACUUGUAUUUAUUUUUAUUGUUGUUAAUGGAAAUUACUAACAUUUUUACAGAGAAAUUAUUUCAUUAGGAAUGUAGAGGUUAAAUUCUAGCAAGAUCUAGGCUGCUUUUUGUUGUUUUAUUUUGAUAUACACGUUUUUAUCGUUAUGUAGAACAUCAAUCAUAAGAAUAUUGCAAAGUAUAAUGCUAUAUAUACAGGUCGAGCGGCAAAGGUUUUUAAGGAAGUAAUACAUAUCAUAUUUGUUUUGCCAGAAAGGACUGCUCAAGAAUUUUUUCAACACGAACGAUCAGCAGUCAAUCCAUUAUCGCUUGAAAAUUCAAUUGUAUCAGAAGUAUUUUGUUUUGUGUAAAUUAUGCUGAACGCUCCCCAAUUGAUAAUUUAUUUUGAAUAUUAAAUUUUUUUGUAUCGUUAA